CUGGCUGUUGCAAAGUUAACCAACCCAAAUACUGUUCAAUUAAGGGAUGAUAAAACUGCUAUCGUCCAAACUGUGUGUUUACGUCCGUGAUGACAAUCUUUAUAUCUUGUUUAGGACACUGAAAUUCUACGUAUAAAACCUAAAAUCGCGCCAGAUUAGACGCCCAUUAGAAUCAAUCGCUUACGCCAAACCUUGUCAUAGAAUCACACGACCAAAGCUUCCAUCGGAGUCAUAUAUGUGUUGACCAAAAAACAACAACAAAAAUCGAAACGCGAUUUUAAAUAUCAUAGACGCUGAAUCAAUUUCUACUCAGGGCUGAUGCACUCUAUUCCAGAAAAACAUGUGGAUUCCAUCUGCCGGACGCCCUCGAAAACCUCUACAUGAAGUAACCAAUAGGCUAGUGCAGAUAGAGAAAGAACUCAUACCCAAGGUAACACCCGCUGAAAACUUUCGUGAAUACUGUCUAAAUACAACGAUUCACGGCCUCAAGUACGUUGGUACCGUAAGCUUAGCAACAGUAGAAAGGUAUCCGGCAGAAUGUGGCCAUAAAAGCACCUCCUUUGUUACUCACGCACAUUUCAGAACUUUUUUCGCUGUCUCGUUCGUUAUGGUAUCGAUUCUGUCGAUCUACUUCAUCACCAACGUGUACCAAAAGUGGCAAUCGACACCAAUAAUAAUCGGAAUGAACCCAAUUGCAACCCACAUUCGGGAUAUUCCUUUCCCGGCAGUUACGAUCUGCAACAUGAACCAAGCCCGACGCACAGCUGCCAUAAAAAUCGCCCCAAACAGCGCGGAGCAGAUGGUGCUGGACAGUAUUUGUUCGCUAGACAGUGACGUCAACAUGACCCGCUUCGAGGGUAAGUGGUCUAGCGUCCGACAGUUGCUGCUGAGCGCUACCCAACCCUGUGAUAAGAUGAUCCAAGCUUGUCGUUACGCGCAGAAGGUUGAAAAGUGUAGCCACAUGUUUCAACCCGUGUUAACCGAUGAAGGCCUGUGCUGUACCUUUAACAGCGUCGAUUCUUCCUACAUGAUGCUGCAUGGAGAUGAAACUUCCAAACAUGAAAAAGAUGUAGAUAACCCAUUCGUACCGAUCGAAUGGACACCGGAAGGUGGCUAUGUAGGUGAGUUGACAAACAAAAGCUAUCCCCGAGCGAUUGCUGGCACUGGUGCUCACAUGGGAUUAACCGUCAUUUUGGAUGCCAACGUAAGCGACUAUUUUUGCUCGUCAACAAGUUCCUAUGGAUUCAAGCUAUUGUUGCACAAUCCAACCGAAACGCCUAAAAUGGCCGAAUAUGCUCAGUACAUUGAUGUUGGCUCGGAGAACCGCAUUAUUGUAAAUCCGAAGCUCAGUGACGCCUCUUAUCUUAUCCGUAAGGUCUCGCAACUACAAAGACAGUGUGUCUUCGCGAAUGAAGCCAAUCUGUCCUACUACCGGACCUAUUCGCGCAACAAUUGCGAAAUGGAAUGCGAAGCUCGACUGAUUCAGGAAAACUGUGGCUGCGUUCUUUACUACAUGCCUAAGGUUCAGGAGGAUGCGAAAAUUUGCAGCAAAGCGGAUGCCAGUUGCUACGAAGAAAUCAAAAUGUCGAUAGCUUUCACAGCAAACACCAGCCUUAUGUGCAGCUGUUUACCGGGGUGUUUUGAAAUCAGCUAUUCCACCGACAUAUCCACGGCGCAGCUGUGCGUUGGCAAGUUUAAAAUCCGUGAAAAGUUGCUAACCUACAAUAAUACAUAUGCACAAGAGAACAUCGCUCUGAUAUACAUUUUUUUCUCGGAGACGUAUUUCCGAAGUUUGAUUAAGGGUGAACUGGUUGGCUUUACGGAUUUCCUCUCAAACAUCGGCGGUUUACUUGGUCUUUUUAUGGGUUUUUCGUUGAUAUCACUAGCAGAAGUAAUCUACUUCCUGACUCUAAGACCACUGUUUGCCAAACGGCGCGAAAAGGAAGAAGACAGGAACCGCGACCGAGAAUUCAAUUUGUUCUACAAUAAUACCUUUCAGAAUUUUCAACUACCAAAACGACACGUCCAGUUUGCGGAUGAGAUUAACCCGGUGCAAAAUUUACCAACGCAAAUCAAACUGUUUGUCGCUGCACGUGUGCAUCAAAUUACCGAUUGGUUUGGUAGUAAUCUACGACUGCGUAAACUGUUCACUAGCAGAAGCAAUAAUUCUACUUUUCCGUUUUAUGAAUAAUUCUUAACUCUACUGCAAAAAAAGGCUCACAAUUCCAACCCUUUAUUGUCAGAACAAAAGAUAUUUAUAGUUUAUUGCAUCAGUUAUAACACGUGUUAGCACCAGUAUUUGAGCAACAUUUUGCAUGCCUCUAACCCACAAAUAG
Wyeomyia smithii (pitcher-plant mosquito) is the source of this 2336-nucleotide messenger RNA. It is a transcript of the gene ppk12, whose product is annotated as pickpocket protein 28. The record is from RefSeq and is a predicted model, not a curated record. Gene Ontology annotation, molecular function: ligand-gated sodium channel activity. The transcript has 4 exons. Gene Ontology annotation, cellular component: membrane. The coding region runs from base 341 to 2191 and encodes 616 amino acids. Gene Ontology annotation, biological process: sodium ion transmembrane transport. NCBI's taxonomy places the organism in Eukaryota, Metazoa, Arthropoda, Insecta, Diptera, Culicidae.